Molecule: messenger RNA, 969 nt
Organism: Effrenium voratum
Lineage: Eukaryota; Dinophyceae; Suessiales; Symbiodiniaceae
Source: the annotation of a GenBank genome assembly
AUGCCGGUCGCCGACGAGGCCAUCGUCACCCAGGCGAUUCUCGACGAUGACGAGCCCAGGUUGCCGCGCAAUGCCAGUACUCCGAAAAGCGGUUUCAGAUUCGGCAAAUGGCUGAUGAUCGGGCUGAGCGGACUGGUGUCGCUUGCUGUCGGUCUCGCCGUUGACAGCCUGAUCCGGGAUCUUUUUGCGCGCACCGACUGGCUCGGCUGGCUGGGCGUCGCGCUUGCAGCAAUCGCAGCUCUCGGAUUGUUGGGACUGGUGAUACGGGAAGUCGGGGGCCUGAUGCGCCUUGGCCGGAUCGACCAUCUGAGAGACCGGCUACAAGAUGCAGCGGACGAAGACGACGCGAGAAAAGCGACAACCGGUCUGAAAGAACUUCUGGACCUUUAUCGCGAUCGUCCGGAAACGGCCCAGGGCCGCAAGGCGCUUGCCGGACAUAUGAGAGAGGUCAUAGACGGGCGCGAUCUGGUCAAACUCGCCGAACGCGACCUUUUGGCGCCACUUGACCAGGAAGCGCGCAAGAUCGUCAUGAACAGCGCCAAGCGCGUGUCUGUCGUCACUGCGGUCAGUCCCCGCGCCCUGGUCGACCUGCUCGUGGUCCUGUUUGAAAACCUGAGAAUUAUCCGUCGCCUGUCGACCCUCUAUGGCGGGCGUCCGGGAACACUUGGGUUUUUGAGGCUCUCCAGGCACGUUCUUGCGCAUCUUGCGAUCACCGGCGGUAUGGCAGCCGGCGACAGUCUUGCAUCGGAAUUGCUUGGACACGGCCUUGCAGCGCGUCUGUCCGCCCGUCUUGGAGAGGGUGUGAUCAACGGUCUCCUCACCGCCCGGAUCGGUAUCGCGGCAAUUUCCGUCUGCCGGCCCUCCCCUUUUAUCGAGAGCAACGGACCCAAUGUGAAGGAUUUCAUGGGAGAGCUGAUCGCGUCAUCCGAAAAGGCCGAAAAGGCAGAGAAAAAUCCGCGCGAAACGUAA